AUGCAUCGUGGGAUCGCUCGGUGCCUCUUUCUUUUCACCCUUUUGGGGCUCCUCUCAUUCGUCCCUCAGGCGAUCGCGGCUGGAGAAGCGCUCGACGAAGCGACCGAAGGCGCCGUGGAAACACAGAGGGGUGCCGCGGAAGAUGAUGAUACCCUCGUGCCAGCAGAUGAUGAGCACGAAGACGAAGAACACGAUGAUGAGGACGACCACGAAGCAGACUUCGAAUCCUUGAUCCAAAUGAUGGGAAAAGACAUGAAUGUGAACUUGCCACAGAACGACAUGUCCAAGUUUGCCGCAGUUCUCAAGGAGUUGACAGACCACAUUGACAGCGCUCAUAAACAGCACGCGGAAAUCGCUGAGAAGCCGCAUCCGUUUCUAAAGAAGAUCAUGUCUCAACGCACACAUGACAAGAUGGUUACCACCCUUCAGAAGAUCUACACAAAAGUGCCGCGAGACGAGAUCAACGAUCAGCUCCAAGCCGUCAUGGCGCUUCUCCAACACCUCAAGGAUGAUCCGCACAUGUCUCCGAAGCAACUGCUCGAGAAGACAGCGACGCAUUUGGGGAUGCCUCUCACCGCUGACAUGUUUGAGGACAUGAAGAAGCACAUGGGGUGGGCGGAGAAGUUUUUCGGUCUCUUCAAUCCAGGCGAGUUGGAAGAAGAAAAGGCGGAGGAGUUGUAA
Neospora caninum is the source of this 681-nucleotide messenger RNA. RefSeq lists its product as hypothetical. The transcript has 4 exons. The record is from RefSeq and is a predicted model, not a curated record. NCBI's taxonomy places the organism in Eukaryota, Apicomplexa, Conoidasida, Eucoccidiorida, Sarcocystidae. The coding region runs from base 1 to 681 and encodes 226 amino acids.